AUGUGGCGACAAGCAGCCAUCGUUGAAGAGGUUCUGAAGAUCAAUCCACGGCUUGCUACGAGUUUGGACUCGAGAAAUUCGUCGCCUCUUCACAUCGCAGCUGCGGAGGGGAGCCUCGAGAUAGUGAAGAAUUGUUUUGGUGGACAGUUUGAUGAAUUUCUGGAUGCAAAGGAUGAUGAUGGGGAGACAAUAUUGCAUUUGGCUGCUAGGUCCAAUCAACCAAAAGAGAGGCGGUACAAAACGUUCAAGGAGCUUACACGGAUGAAGGAAAUGCACAGGGACCUUCAAACCAACGAGCUUGUAGCUUCCGAAGAAGUGUGGGAGACAAUAUUCAAGGGGAAUGUCUUCGCCAAGGCAUACCUCCGUGAAGGAGAGCCACAUUAUUACGUGAUGUGUCUGCUCUUCGGUAAGCACGAUAUUCGCCAAGAGAACUCACGCACAGUCAUACUAAUCAGUGAUUCGCCGAACCCUACUAUCAACAACACGCUGCAUAUCAUCUCCUCAUCGCCCGAUGACGACGUGAGCUCAUAUGUUAUACCAACGCCACCUAAGUCCGCGAGGAAGCUGUUCAUCGACGAUGCUAUGUCGUGUGUGGGCGCUUUGUGUUGGAUUUCGUCGCUGUCUUAG
Molecule: messenger RNA, 627 nt
Organism: Salvia miltiorrhiza (redroot sage)
Lineage: Eukaryota; Viridiplantae; Streptophyta; Magnoliopsida; Lamiales; Lamiaceae
Exons: 5
Coding region: 1-627 (208 amino acids)
Molecular function (GO): protein binding
Source: RefSeq, a predicted model, not a curated record